Oncorhynchus nerka (sockeye salmon) is the source of this 5855-nucleotide messenger RNA. Its product is annotated as protein argonaute-1. The record is from RefSeq and is a predicted model, not a curated record. The transcript is spliced from 18 exons. The coding region runs from base 626 to 3301 and encodes 891 amino acids. NCBI's taxonomy places the organism in Eukaryota, Metazoa, Chordata, Actinopteri, Salmoniformes, Salmonidae. Gene Ontology annotation, molecular function: single-stranded RNA binding; protein binding; miRNA binding. Gene Ontology annotation, biological process: regulatory ncRNA-mediated post-transcriptional gene silencing.
UGACAGGAAAGUUGUUCGGGUAAAUUGAUGUUCUGUGGGUCGAAUAGGAUAUUUAAACAUUUACUGGAUAGGUUUCAAAUUGGACUCAGUGCUAUCUGGGAUCUUGGGACGUCCCUACUGAAGUGGAAUUUAAAAUAGGUAAGGGUUAGGGGUUUCCCAAACUCCGUCCGGGGGACCCCGUUUAGUUUUUUCCCCUUAACACUACACAGCUGAUUCAAAUAAUCAUCAAGCGUUUGUUUGUUUGAAUCAUCUGCGUAGUGCUGAGGCAAAACCCAAAACUUAGACCCCUUGAGGUCCUCUGGACCGAGUUUAGGAAACGUUUAUUGGGUAGGGACGUGCCAACAAUUCCGGAUAGCACUAACCAUGUACAGCUCAGCUGCUACGCCAAGACAACCCGUACAGCAGCCCUCCAGUAGAGGGCGACUACAACAACUCGUGUACAGAAUGCAACAUCAUUCAAAGUCAAAGAAGAGGUUUCAGAAUUCGGGGAGGGGGGGGACUGACCCUUUUUUUGUUCCACUGGAGAUUCGUUCUUGAACAGUGAGCAGGAGCAUAACAGACCGAUAAGAAACCAUAGCGCCACGGUUAAUCUUAUCAGGCCAGGUAAAGAGAGGAAAGAAACCCGAUGCAAGGUAUCGCACAAGAGCUGUUCAGACAGCGAUUCUCUGGUCAUCAGACAGGCAGCUUUUGUCGUUACAACUCUGCGUGUCUGGGGUACUGGAAGGGAAGGGGGUUUGGCGAGUACGGAGAAGACUACACGCCGAGAGGAGGGGGCUGGAAGUCUGCAACUCUUCCAGCCUGGAAGGGCUGGCGCUGUGGCCAUAGAACCCUGGACUGUCUAGUGCCCGCGCGGUUAAGUGGAUGGGAUGGAGCCGGGACCGUCUGGCGCUGGGAAGUGGUGGAAUACAUGGUGCAGCACUUCAAGCCCCAGCUCUUUGGCGACAGGAAGCCGGUGUACGACGGCAAGAAGAAUAUCUAUACGGUGCUAGCGCUUCCUAUUGGUAGUGAGAAGGUGGACUUUGAGGUGACUAUCCCCGGGGAGGGGAAGGAUCGUAUCUUCAAGGUGUCUAUCCGCUUUCUGGCCACGGUGUCAUGGCGUCUGCUCCAGGAGACGCUGGUCAGCGGGCGCCUGCAGGUACCCCUGGACUCUGUCCAAGCCCUGGAUGUGGCCAUGCGCCACCUGGCCUCCAUGAGGUACACUCCGGUGGGACGAUCAUUCUUCUCCCCACCUGAAGGAUACUACCAUCCCCUGGGUGGGGGGAGGGAAGUGUGGUUUGGUUUCCACCAGUCUGUACGCCCCGCCAUGUGGAAGAUGAUGCUAAAUAUUGAUGUGUCUGCCACGGCCUUCUACAAAGCCCAGCCGGUGAUCGAGUUCAUGUGCGAAGUCCUGGACAUCCGCAACAUAGACGAGCAGCCCAAGACCCUGACCGACUCGCAGAGGGUCCGCUUCACCAAGGAGAUCAAAGGUGGGCCGUUGAACAGUCUGAAGGUGGAGGUGACUCACUGCGGUCAGAUGAAGAGGAAGUACCGCGUCUGCAACGUCACGCGACGCCCCGCCAGCCACCAGACGUUUCCCCUGCAGCUUGAGAGCGGACAGACGGUAGAAUGUACGGUGGCCCAGUACUUCAAGCAGAAGUACAAUCUGCAGCUCAAGUAUCCCCACCUGCCCUGCCUCCAGGUUGGUCAGGAGCAGAAGCACACCUACCUGCCCCUGGAGGUUUGUAACAUAGUAGCAGGGCAGCGCUGCAUCAAGAAACUGACAGAUAAUCAGACGUCCACUAUGAUCAAAGCCACGGCUCGCUCUGCACCUGACAGACAGGAGGAGAUCAGCCGGCUGAUGAAAAAUGCCAACUUUAACCUGGACCCGUACAUCCAGGAGUUUGGGAUCAAGGUGAAGGAUGAGAUGGCGGAGGUGACGGGAAGGGUGCUGCCUGCCCCCAUCCUACAGUAUGGAGGACGGCUUUUGUCUCCCACCUGUUCCACCUCACAGAACCGGGCCAUUGCCACGCCCAACCAGGGGGUGUGGGACAUGAGGGGAAAGCAGUUCUACAACGGCAUUGAGAUCAAGGUGUGGGCCAUUGCCUGCUUCGCCCCCCAGAAACAGUGUCGGGAGGAGGUGCUCAAGAACUUCACAGACCAGCUGCGUAAGAUCUCCAAGGAUGCUGGGAUGCCCAUCCAGGGCCAGCCGUGUUUCUGUAAAUACGCUCAGGGAGCCGACAGUGUGGAGCCCAUGUUCAGGCACCUGAAGAACACCUACUCUGGACUGCAGCUCAUCAUCGUCAUCCUGCCCGGAAAGACCCCCGUCUACGCGGAGGUGAAGAGGGUGGGAGAUACUCUCCUAGGAAUGGCCACUCAGUGUGUCCAGGUGAAGAACGUGGUGAAGACGUCCCCCCAGACCCUCUCCAACCUCUGCCUCAAGAUCAAUGUCAAGCUGGGGGGAAUCAACAAUAUCCUGGUGCCUCACCAACGGUCAGCAGUGUUUCAGGAGCCUGUCAUCUUCCUGGGGGCCGAUGUAACACACCCCCCUGCUGGAGAUGGGAAGAAGCCCUCCAUUACCGCUGUGGUCGGCAGUAUGGACGCCCACCCCAGCAGGUACUGUGCCACAGUCCGGGUCCAGAGGCCCAGGCAAGAGAUUAUCGAAGACCUUUCUUACAUGGUCCGAGAGCUGCUGAUCCAGUUCUACAAGUCGACCCGCUUCAAGCCCACCAGGAUCAUCUUCUACAGGGACGGAGUGCCUGAGGGGCAACUGCCGCAGAUACUCCACUACGAGCUUCUGGCCAUCAGGGAUGCGUGCAUCAAGCUGGAGAAGGACUACCAGCCUGGUAUCACCUACAUCGUGGUCCAGAAGCGCCACCACACACGCCUCUUCUGUGCCGACAAAUCUGAGAGAAUCGGGAAGAGUGGUAACAUUCCUGCAGGGACCACAGUGGACACCAGCAUCACUCACCCAUUUGAGUUUGACUUCUACCUUUGCAGUCACGCGGGUAUACAGGGGACUAGUCGGCCCUCACAUUACUACGUCCUGUGGGACGACAAUCGUUUCACCGCCGACGAGCUGCAAAUCCUCACCUACCAGCUGUGCCACACCUACGUGCGCUGCACCCGCUCCGUCUCCAUCCCCGCGCCAGCCUACUAUGCCCGCCUCGUGGCCUUCCGUGCCCGCUACCAUCUGGUGGACAAGGAGCAUGACAGUGGGGAGGGGAGCCAUGUCUCUGGUCAGAGUAACGGUCGGGACCCCCAGGCUCUGGCCAAGGCGGUGCAGAUUCACCACGACACGCUGAGGACCAUGUACUUCGCCUGAACACCACCGCCACCACCACUGUCCUUAAGACUCACCAUCCCUCGGUGAGGGGCCUGGGAGCCCACAGGAAGCCUUCCACCUUUCCUCCUCCCCCCAUGGCUGUGACCACCCACACACUCCACAUACCCUCUCAUGACUGACCCACCACAGCCAAACCACCCCAGUACCAGAACUAUACAUCCCUCACCUGAUCAACCCAGGCAGACUCUGCAGCGUCCUGCACUACGGUUAUUAUUAUCAUUAUUGAUAUUAUAUGUUUAUUUUUUAUUUACUUUACCAGGACUGUGUUUUUAUGUUGACUUCAAAACAAAAAGAGGGUAUUAUUGUAUUGUAUGCGACCUUCCACACUCCUAUGUAUGCAAUACGGAGGGGAGGAAAACGGGCGCUGAGCUGCCCCGAGACUUUUGACUGCCACCACAAUGCUGCCUCUUACCUAUCCGCGUGGCGGAUGCCAGUGUUCUGUUCCAAGCCCCUGGUACAACAGGAGUCAUGGGAACCCUGGACGGGGGAAGGGUGACAAAAAGGACACACUUAUUAUUGUUAACUUUUUAUCAUGAACUCCAUUCUUAUGUUGCCGUUCAACCUUUUUUUUGUUAUGGCCUUGAUGCGCGCAACGGGACGUAUGGUACAUUAGCACUUAGAGAUUAGCAUGUAGUCAACGCCGCUCACCCUGCACCUAUAUGAAGUGUUUAUGUCUGUGUGAGACUAGCCCUCUGCUCUUAAUUGUGGAAAUAGAAAGAGCAGGUGUAGCAUGUCGUAGAUACAUUAGACUAAGUGCUUCUUCACUUCAUCUGUGCAGGUUGGGAGUCUCCUCUUAGAAUUAGCCAGUAGAGAGAGGUCAAUGUAGAAGUUAGAGGGACCAUUGCAUUGAGUGUAUUGAAUAUACUCACACCCCAUGCACCUAAACCAGCAUUAUUAUUAUUAUUAUCCAGCCUAAUGUGAUGCUUACCAGUGGAAAAUGGGCACCUAUGUAAACAGGACGAAGAUAAUCUUUUGUGUCAGAAUGCAUUUACUCUACGGAGGAAUUACGAGGCACUUUCUUUACCUGAUUGGUUUAUGUUACUUCAGAAUGGGGAGAUUUGUCUUCCCUGAGGCUUCACACACAGGCCUACACACACCCCCACCUACCUACCUACAUAAUACAUAUUCUCACACCUACAACCUCUCUAAGCUUGCUGAACCAAUAGAGUAACAGUAGCAAUACAAGGUCUUCAUCUUGGCUUUGUAGGUGUGAAAGCUGCAAAAAGACGUGGGCCAGAGAACAUUGAUUUAAGUGUUUCUCCCUCACUUUUAGCACUUGGCCUUGGCUACAUGAUCAUUCUACACAUUCUAGGUACACAUUCCAACCUGUCAAUGGAGACGAUGUACACACCAAAACACUACGUUGACAUACACACACACAUACUGUACGCGCACACAGCGUCUCUUUUUAAAAAAUAUUGUAAAUAGCUUGUCCUACCUACAGACAUCGACCACAGCAUCGUCAACACAAGCACACUCAUGCCUCCUCACCCUGUCACAUUCUCCUACGGAGUGUGUACCGAGCCGCCUCCACGCAUGCACUUGCCCCCUUAAAACUCCCACAUGAAUACUUGCCCCCCUCCUUCAAACACCACCACCCAUUUUCCCCCUAUCAAUACCCCGCUCAACCCUCUGCCUCAGCUCCCCUCCUCCCAGCCUAGUGUAUGAUUCCCCAUUGGUGCGCUGUGUGCAUGGACAACACAGAUAGGGGUUUGCUACACAGGUUAUUGGGGGGGUACUUACUCAAUAUGCUCUGCCUUCACUUCUGAUCACUUUCUGACUUUAUGAAAUGCAUGAAACACAUUUUUAUUAUGACUGGGUAUUCUGAGCCACCUUAGUUUUCCUAGGAGCUUAUUACGCUCACUUCUGCCUUUCAGUCAUAGCCUCUUUUGUGUAAACGGUGAACUGAAAGGCUGCUUUUUGUUUUCUGUAUUGUGUUGAGUAGUGUCAGAGUGGAUCCUCAAGGUACUAUGCGAAAAGUAGUCUGACGACUUUCACUUCUUGGCCUUCAAGCGCCUCCAAACAUGUCUGAUGGGUUGUAGAGCCGCUUUAUGUUGGAAGGGAAUGACGAUAGAGAUUGAAUGAUAUGGGGGAAUUCAUGUUUAUGAAUUUACGCAAUCAAAAUGCUUUUGUACACCAUUUUACUGACCCCACAUGUCCCAGGUAAUUUGUAUAUAACCUGUAAUGAAUUUGGGCUCACCAAUGUAGCGGGGCCUUUGCAGUUGGGGUUAGUCCCCCCCCCAAGCCCCUCUGUGUUCAAAUUCAGCUUGGGUAAGCCCAACGCCACUGAUCCAGAUGCAGUUCUUAUCUUCACUCUGGGAAAAGCAUCAUGAUGAGGACACAAGCGAAUCUGCUCCACACUGACUAAGCAAUAUAAAAGCCACUGAUCAAGAACAGUCUUUGUCAUAGCACUUCCCAAUAGGUUGAAUGAAAGGAAAUGGAAGCAACUUAUUUAGGCUCUGUAUGGUGUAAUAGUAUGGGGACUCUGUUGGGGAGGGCUAUUUUUUAAAGAAAAUACAUUUGUUUUUUAUUA